AGAGAGCGUCUCACGUUCACAUCCCCUCUAGAGGAGCGCUCCGCGAGCCACGAUCUCAUCCCGUUCUGUCCCGUGCGCCUGGAACUUUAACUCCCUGUUGCUGUUCACACCUCUCUCCGCCAGCCCGCGCGGAUAACGGACGACCAUUCGUGCUCUCCGUGGCAAUGUUGACUGACAGAUGAUUUGACAGAGGAAGACAGCAGCGAUAGUCUCUGUGGUUAAUAUGGGCUGUGCCCACUGUAAACAGUACAAUGCUGCAGCCAAGGCAGCCGAGUACCCAUCUUCUAGCAACAGCCCUGAUGGGGGUGUGUCUACAGUGUUAGCCACGCCCUCUUAUGACCCUGACCCCACCCACCAGACUAUACCUGACUUCAACAAGCCAUUUGGCCCUGUCUGUUUCCCCAACACCAACACACAACCCCGCGCAGGGGUCAUCACAGGUGGAGGUGUGACUCUCUUCAUAGCGUUGUAUGACUAUGAUGCUCGUACUGAAGAUGAUCUGUCCUUCCAGAAGGGAGAGAGGUUCCACAUUCUCAACAACACAGAGGGGGACUGGUGGGAGGCCCGGUCGUUGAACACGGGGAUCUCAGGAUACAUCCCUAGUAACUACGUCGCUCCUGUAGACUCCAUACAGGCUGAGGAGUGGUAUUUUGGGAAGAUGGGGAGGAAGGAUGCAGAGAGACAGCUCCUGGGUCAGGGGAACCCCCGAGGAACAUUCCUUAUCAGAGAGAGUGAGACCACCAUGGGUGCCUACUCUCUGUCUAUCUGUGACUGGGAUGAUGGUAAAGGUGACCAUGUCAAGCAUUAUAAGAUCAGGAAGCUGGACAGUGGAGGAUAUUACAUAACAACACGCACACAGUUUGACACUGUGCAACAGUUGGUGGAGCACUACAAAGGCAGUAACGAUGGGAUGUGUCACUUCUUGACCACGCCCUGUCCCAAUUCAACGCCCCUCACCCUGGGUUUGGGGCGGGACGCCUGGGAGGUUGCCCGGGAAACGCUGGCCCUAAACAAGAAGUUGGGUCAGGGCUGCUUCGGAGAUGUCUGGAUGGGUAUGUGGAACGGCACCACCAAGGUAGCAGUGAAGACGUUGAAGCCAGGCACCAUGUCUCCAGAGGCCUUCCUAGAAGAGGCUCAGAUCAUGAAGAGACUGAGACAUGACAAGCUGGUGCAGCUGUACGCUGUGGUCUCUGAAGAACCCAUCUACAUCAUCACAGAGUUCAUGAGCCAAGGAAGCCUACUGGACUUCCUGAAGGAUGGGGAAGGAGGAAAUCUGAAGCUGCCUCAACUGGUGGAUAUGGCUGCACAGAUAGCGGCAGGCAUGGCGUAUAUAGAGCGAAUGAACUACAUCCAUCGUGAUCUACGAGCGGCUAACAUUCUGGUCAGUGAUAAUCUGGUGUGCAAGAUCGCUGACUUUGGUCUGGCCAGACUCAUAGAGGACAAUGAGUACACCGCCAGACAAGGAGCCAAGUUCCCCAUCAAGUGGACUGCUCCUGAAGCUGCUCUAUACGGGCGUUUCACCAUCAAGUCUGACGUGUGGAGCUUUGGUAUCCUGCUCACUGAGCUCAUCACAAAGGGACGCGUACCUUACCCAGGUAUGAAUAACCGCGAGGUCCUGGAGCAGGUGGAGAGAGGCUACAGGAUGCCCUGUGCGAUGGGUUGUCCUGCCUCCCUCCAUGAGCUGAUGGUACAGUGCUGGCGGGGAGAUGCGGACGAGAGACACACCUUUGAAUACCUGCAGGGCUUCCUGGAAGACUACUUAAUGUUUCUGACCUUCUCUUGUUUCUGA
This is a messenger RNA of Salvelinus namaycush (lake trout), 1789 nucleotides long. Its product is annotated as proto-oncogene tyrosine-protein kinase Yrk-like. The transcript has 14 exons. NCBI's taxonomy places the organism in Eukaryota, Metazoa, Chordata, Actinopteri, Salmoniformes, Salmonidae. The record is from RefSeq and is a predicted model, not a curated record. Gene Ontology annotation, molecular function: signaling receptor binding; ATP binding; non-membrane spanning protein tyrosine kinase activity. Gene Ontology annotation, biological process: protein phosphorylation; cell differentiation; cell surface receptor protein tyrosine kinase signaling pathway. Gene Ontology annotation, cellular component: extrinsic component of cytoplasmic side of plasma membrane. Bases 224 to 1789 code for a protein of 521 amino acids.